Polyodon spathula (Mississippi paddlefish) is the source of this 7441-nucleotide messenger RNA. It is a transcript of the gene trpc2a, whose product is annotated as transient receptor potential cation channel subfamily C member 2a. Gene Ontology annotation, biological process: calcium ion transmembrane transport; regulation of cytosolic calcium ion concentration; manganese ion transport. The record is from RefSeq and is a predicted model, not a curated record. Lineage: Eukaryota; Metazoa; Chordata; Actinopteri; Acipenseriformes; Polyodontidae. The transcript is spliced from 15 exons. Gene Ontology annotation, cellular component: membrane; cation channel complex. The coding region runs from base 3652 to 6300 and encodes 882 amino acids. Gene Ontology annotation, molecular function: store-operated calcium channel activity; inositol 1,4,5 trisphosphate binding.
CCAACCCAACAAACAUUAUCCAAUCACUGGCUAGCCCUGUUGUCUUUGCAGCCAAUCACAGUAAGAAUAAGAAAAACUCAAAGCUCCACAGAUUGACACGUAAAUCCCCCAGUCCAGCUACAAAUCCAACUAGAACCGUCAUCAGAGGCAGCCGCUAAAAAAGGUGCCUAUAAUAGUAAGCAAACAGUUUUAUAAAGUAUUAAUGCAUGUCCUUAUUUUAUUUAUCUGUGUGGCUUUAUAAUGAAGUUUUAACAUAUUCACUGAGUAAGAAUUUACUGUUAAAAUAUAAGUAAUGUAAUUUGCAGAGUCAGUGUGAUACCUCAAAAAAAAUGCGCUGAGCCAAUAAAGAACCUUGUAGAACACACGCGUGGUGGUACAGUAGCUCAAAGUACAUUGCAGUUCAAAUGAAAGGCUAUUUUUUAAUGCCUACCUAAUUACCAUUAAAGAUUGUACAUUAUUUAUUGAGAUUACUCAUGACAUUUAAGGUAAUAGUUGCAUUUUACCUCCUGUGGAGCGUUGAGGGGAGCUAUUUAAGUAGUAAUCAACAGUAUGCAAAUAACUGGCUGAUGCUAGCAAGCAUAUUGCAGCAUGCCUACAAGUUAGAGUACAGAUUAUGCAUUGAGGUCUGUUCACCCAUUCUGUAUGUUGGAAACUUAUGUACCCCAAAUUACUUAGUUUUAUCCCUGUAAAGUAAGCAUACUGAACUCCCCUGGGUGGUAAAAACGCUCCCAAUAUUAAGACUAAAAUGAGAAUUUAAGCCUCCCCCUGUUGCAGUGGAUGUUCCGCAGAGCCAGUCCAGGCUAGACUGCAGCUUGUGGACCGUAGUUCAUGUGUGCGGUUCAGAGACGGAGUCUGUCUCAGCCGAUCGGCCCGCAUGGUGAUUUCAGCGUCGCGGUCCAAGAGACACCCACCUGCAUGGCCCUCUACGGACACUGCCUCCUGCGGUGAGGGAGGGCACCUUGAAGGGACAGAGCAAACAGCAAAAGAAAGCCACACAGAUCCAGAAAGCAGGGUUGCUGAUGUCACUCCUGCUGUGGCAACCAGAAAGAGACCAAUCAAGCGAAGAUGUCCCUGGGGCUCUGGAGGAAGGUCCUCACUUAUUAGGUUCCUUGAAAGACUUUUGAAAUCCAGCCUUCUUGCAUGUCUGAUUGUUUGUGCUUUUUGUUCUUGCAAGGUUCUAGAACAAGGCACAGUAUAUAAUGGGCUCAGUAAUAUUUUAAAAUUUCCACCAAAGGUUACAGUUGUAAUACAAGAUGCACCGCUUUAGGUCUGCUUGAUCACAGAGACCCAUUCUAUGUAUUCCCCUUUCAUACCAGGUCACGCUAUUAGUUUGAUGGAUUAUGUUUGAAAGGGCAGAGUUGUGAUGAAAUGCUUGAUGGCAGUUGAAAUGCGAUUUCUAAUUGUAGGUUCUGAAACCUUUGUAAAUCAUGUUGACAUCAUUAACCAAAUCACAGCAUUGUAUUUCCUUCAGAAGAGGAUCUGUUUUGUGUGUAGUGCUUUUGACACUACAGCUGGCAGUGCUCUUAUAGUGCAUUUAACCCACUAGAACUACAACAACCAAUCAUAUGAACUUAUAGUAAAGCAGGUCCAGGACCCUUGAGUGGAUUGUGAUCUCAUACUAUAGAACCUCAACCAUACUGUGGAAAUGUAUUUCUGUCCACAGUGAUAUAGCUUCAGAAGGUGGUCCAAGUUUCAACUCACAACAACAACAGGCUUGUUUUUGACUCUUUCCUUUGAGUUUAGAUACUAUACAGUGCAAUAUUUCUGUCUCUAGCAGGUCUACUCAGUCCAGGAGCUCUGGAUCAACUAAGAGGCAGAUGACUGUGUCUGGUAAGGGAACAUCUUUGCCCCCUAGUAUCAGUGAGACCCCAGAACUCCCAAUUGAGGGUGAUGUGGAGACCGGACUUCCUGAAAGCUGUUGUCCCAUUUGUGGAGAGUGCUUCAGCCUGGAUUACCUACCUGUCCACGCCUCUUCCUGUCAGGGUGACGAGUUUGCGGUCCCCCUUGAUGUCGAAAGCAGCUAUGGGCCUCCGCAAAGUCCACUGCGUAGCUCCCCUGAGAAGUUGCCCUGCCCACUGUGUGGCUUCCAAUACCCCCUUUCUGAGAUUGAGCUCCACGCCAGCAACUGCGGAGAACUAACCCACCCCAGCGGGAUCUGGGUAGACUGAAACGAGGCCUGAAAGCGCAAGAUGACCUUUGGCAGUCAAACAAAACUCAGACGCGUCUUUUGUGGGACUGCAGUGGUGUAAACACUGGCUACAGCAGCAGUGGCAUACAAGAAAUUGAGAGAGACUCGUGGAAUAUAUUCCAGAAUAAAAAUAAUAAAAAACAUCAGCUGUUUUGAUGUAGCCUGUUUGCAGUAGCAUUUACUGCAUUUAUUAUUAUUCAUAUGAUUUCAAUAGGAAAAGCAUAUACUGCAUUUGAUCAUUCAUGAUAAAUCAUGUUAUCCCUUGAAGAAUAUAAGGGAGGCCAAUAUAACUGUUUUGAGUUUCUCAGUAUCUAGGUCAUAUCUUCAUAUACAGUAGAAGAAGAAGAAAAAAGUUGAAUUUGAUACUGCUGGUUUCGUCAGCAACAGCAGUAACCUGGAAGGGAAUUUUUGUUCUUGUUCAUUUGAAACACUUUAUGUUGAGUCCUCUGCAGUAAACCCAGACACGAAGGGUGAUGCUGCUGAAUGUUCUGCAAAUUGCUCUUGUGUUUCCAGAACAUUAAAUGUGGCAGUUAAUGCAGUAGUUGGCUUGAAGAAAGAGUAGCAUGAUCUGCUGUUAGAAUUAAACUUGCAUUGUGUAAAAACUUACCCUCUUCUUUCAGUGAUCUUAAAUACUGGAUGUGGGGUUUGAUGUCGGAGUGAGCUGGGCUUAAUUGAAAGAGUUUCUAUGUCAAAAUUAUGAAAUGUCACUAUAUAACACAUUGCCUUCUCUGAGCAUUAGUGCAACUGUCCACUUUACUAAAUGCCUUUCUGGAGAUAGGGUGUUGUCUUCACUCUCAAUGUAUUAAGUUACGCAGAUCUACCAAGAGAUGGCACUAGAGAGCACGAAGUACAAAAGUUCCAGGUUACAAGAAACACAGCAUCUUUCAUAACAUCUCAGGGUCUUACUGCAUGAAGUAGGUGCAGACAUCUUUAAACACAAUCCAUACAGGCAGAGCUGGCUCGUCUUGAAAAGGGAGCAUCGUGCAUUGAAAAUGGGCUGACAAUCAGAUGCAAUAACAAGAACCUAAAUCUUCACUAACACAUUUGGAACCUUAAUUGGAAUGGUUACUUGUGAAACAGUUGUUUCCCUCUGGGCAGUUCUCUUGUUAGUUUUCCUUUGUUAUUAAUUCCAGGCUCUGGAGAGAUGAGCAGGCAGCAGGUGUGCUUCUCUGUUCAGUUACUCCAGAGCAGAGAGGAGCACAAGACUUACCUGUUAUUGGACCAGGGAACAUACUGAUCUAUGAUUGGGGAAAACGUUCUCAACAAUUUAGUCUUUUAUUAAAAUUUGUAUUCUUAUUAUUUAAUUAUUACAGUUUUGGUGGUGCUGUCUGAUACGUGGGCAUUUUAUUGAGAUGUGACCAUGAGAUGGUGGUUUUUUGGAGUUCCUGAGAAUCCCUGUUUUGGGCUAAAAACUUUUUCACAUCAUCUGAUUUCUUUGCCUCUUCUGCAGGCAACCAGAAAGCAUGGAGAACCUUACGCAAGCGCAAUGGCGGGAAAUUAUGAACAAGAAGAUGCGUUUCCCGCCGACUCUGAUUGCGGCAAUCCAGGCAGCGAACGUGUUGCAGGUGUCCAGGCUGCUGGCGGUGAGCGACGGGAUCCUGCGGCAGCUGGACGAAUCGGAGGACCGCUUGUGGAGGGAGUCCUUGAAUCUAGCCAUCCGGCUGGGCAACGAGGACAUAAUAGUUGUCCUCCUGGAUUGUGUCAAGUUCGAUUUCCGUCAGAUCCAUGAGGCCUUGCUGGUGGCCGUGGACACCAACCAGCCCACUGUGGUCAAGCGUCUCCUGGACAGGCUGGACCUUGAGAAAGGGGUUGGCAACAACAAGGUGGACAUCCGUUCCUUCUCCCUGGCCAUCUUUGAUCACUCCAUCGACAACUCGCAUUUUGCCCCCGGGGUCACCCCGCUCACACUGGCCUGCCAGAAAGACCUGUACGAGAUUGUAGAAAUGCUGACCAAGAAGGGUCACGUCAUCCCCCGGCCCCACAAGGUCUCCUGCACCUGCCUGGAGUGCCGCAACGGGCGCCAGUAUGACCUGCUGAAGUUCUCCCUCUCCCGCAUCAACACCUUCCGGGGCAUCGCCAGCCGCUCCUACCUUUCCAUCGGCAGCGAGGACGCCAUGCUCAGCGCCUUCCGCCUCAGCCGUGAGCUCAAGAGGCUCUCCAAGAAGGAGCCCGAGUUCAAGCCUCAGUACUUGAGCUUGGAGGACCUGUGCCAGGAGUUUGCGGUGGAGCUGCUGGGAAUGUGCAGGAACCAGAGUGAAGUGACGACGAUUCUGAACGACUGCGGAGACGACAGCGAAGAGGAAAUGGACCAGCAGAACUUCGAAGAGGGGAUCCCCAACUUGGCUCGGCUGAGACUCGCUGUCAAUCACAACCAGAAACGGUUUGUGGCCCACCCCAUCUGUCAGCAGGUGCUCUCAUCGAUUUGGUGCGGCAAUCUGUCUGGCUGGCGGGGCAGCAAGACAGUGUGGAAGCUCUUCGUCUCGAUUGGGAUCUUCAUCACCAUGCCUGUGCUCUGUCUCAUCUACUGGCUAGCUCCCAAAUCCAGGAUCGGAAAGAUCCUGAAGAUCCCGGUGAUAAAGUUCCUGCUACACUCUGCCUCCUAUCUGUGGUUCCUGAUCUUUUUGCUUGCGGAGUCCAUCAUCAUGGAGAGUAACCGGAAACACUUCUCCUCACGCAACCAGAGCAUCCUUCAGAACUCCUUCCACAUGGUGUGGGUGGUGGGCUUCUUCUGGCAUGAGUGUAAGGAGGUGUGGAUUGAGGGUCUGCGUAACUAUCUGCUGGACUGGUGGAACUUCCUGGACAUCAUGACCCUCAGCAUGUACCUCGCCUCCUUCAGUCUGCGCGUGCUCGUCGCCCUCAAGGGCUACUUCUACUGUCUGGAGUCAGAAACCACACUGGAGUGCAUCUACUUCACACAAACUGAGCGAGAGGGGUGGCGUCAGGAGGAUCCCCAGAUCAUUGCAGAGGUACUCUUUGCUGUGACGAGCAUGCUCAGUUUCACGCGGAUGGCGUACAUCCUACCCGCCCACGAGUCUCUGGGAACAAUGCAGAUCUGCAUCGGGAAGAUGAUUGACGACAUGAUGAGGUUCAUGUUCAUCCUGAUGAUCAUCGGAACAGCUUUCCUCUGCGGAAUCAACAAUAUAUAUGUGAACUAUGUUGUAUCCCCACGCCUAGGACAGUUCAACGAGACGUUCCCGUUCCUGUUCUGGACCAUGUUCGGGUCGGCGGACCAAAGCGCAGUGGACAUGCCUGACUAUGUGGUGGCUGAGUUUGUGGGGCGGGUGAUGUACGGGAUAUUCACCCUGGUGAUCGUCAUCGUAUUGCUCAACAUGCUCAUCGCCAUGAUCACAAACUCCUUCCAGAAGAUAGAGGACGACGCGGAUGUGGAGUGGAAGUUUGCACGCUCGAAGCUCUAUCUCUGCUACUUCAGGGAGGGCCUCACCCUGCCGGUCCCCUUCAACAUCAUCCCCACCCCAAAGUCCUUGUUCUACUUGCUAAGGGGCAUUUUCCGGAAGAUCUGCUGUUGUUGUAAAACCAAGCGAUUGCCUGACUACCCACCUAUUCCCUCAAUUUCAAACACAGCACUUCAGGGCAAGGAUUUCCCCAUGGAGAGCCGUGUGUCUUACAGGCUGCAGGUCAUCAAGGCGCUAGUGCAGCGAUACAUCAAGACAGCCUGCAGGGAGUUCGAGGAGAGCAAGAGGAAAGAUAUUGGCAAUCGGAUUACAGAGCUGAACAAAGUGGUCGGGCGACUCCACUCCGAAAUGAAGCAAAUCCGCAAGAAACUCACCCAGGGCGCUUCCAUCUCCGGAGAGGAAGAGGGUUCUAGCAUACUGGGCAAGUACAUCCUUGGGGCCAAGACCAACUUCCGGACCUUCGACCAAGACUCCCUGGCAUCUGAAGGGUCUGUAAAAGUCACUGUGCACCAGAGAGAGAGAGGGGAGGAGGGUGAGGGCGAGGGCGAAGGCAAGGGGGAAGGCCAGUGUGUGGAAGAGGAAGGGUGUGAGAAGCAGGUAACCUCCCCCACUGACAGCAAGUCCUCUGAAGACACGGAUACAGGGUUUGGAUCGCAGACGGGAGAAGACUUGACUGAGGGAGGCGAGGACGUGAAUUAGAAAAUCACUUGGGAGGGGGUGGAGAUACUCCAUAAUUGAAAAAAAAUGGAAAGUAGUACUAUUAGUUUCAAAAAAUACCAAUAGAAGGUAAUAUAGGAUUCUGUAUGAUACAAGCUGAUACCCACUCCAGGAGAGGUCAGAAGAAUCAACAUGUUUCUUGCACAGCACCCGAGAGUCCUUUUGCACUUCCAUCUGAUACUAUCUUAUUCAAGCCAUCCGAGAUACAAUAAUACAAUCCGAUACAAUAAAAUUACAGAUGGCUGUAUCACAUCAAUAUCAGGGUCAACUAUAUAUUAAGUGCAUAGAGUUUAAGAUCCUGUAUCUAAUCUUCGAAGUAGUUCCCAAAAAUCGAUUGCCUGAAUGUAUAGUAGUAAUAUUUUAGCAUUUGUGUUGGAAUUGCGCAUACCUGCACCACACGUUGUUUGAGUUUGAGAGAGCCUGUUAAAACUGUACUGGAGAGAUUCUAUUUUUUCUUGUAAAGAAACCUAGUCUGCUGCUUUCUAUUACAAAGCUGCUGGGACAUAAACUCUAGAAACUUAAAGACAUUUAAUUAAUUGCUACUUCUAGUGCAACAAAAACAGGUCCACCCCUAGGUAACCUGGCACUGCAUUAGUAAAAUCGUAUCUCAGUUCUUCAAAUCUGGAGUUAUUAAUUUCUCGUUUUGUAACUUGUGCAGGUUUUCACUGUUAAAAAGCUUUGAACAAAUUGUGGGCUACUCACCAUUCAUCUCUUUUCUACUAUUUUAUAUGAAUGUAUAAUUCAGCUCAGUGAAAAAAUAAGAAUACCCUACGUGUAAAAAUUUAUUAAUUAAAUGUGGACUACAGGGAAAAAAACAAAAACUACACACUGUUGUUUGGGUUAAUUUAGAUACAACCGUGCUUCUUCUACAAUGUUUGUUUUUCAAAGGCUCCCACAAUAUCGUAAUAAAUCACUCCCCUUUAAGAGUGACAUCAUGAAAUCUGUUAACUGUGCAAUGGGUAGCAGGAACUUUGAUAACAAAUGCAAUCAUUUUCAAUGUAUUCUUUGCUUCUUACCAGCAGCUGGCCAAAUGUGGCUGGGAUGGAGAUACUUAAAGAGUAAGCAGCAGGAUUCUGAAAAAUACAGCGUUACACGUCCCCACGUGUUGCUACAACUGUUUAAA